AGGAGACGUGAGAUACAUGCCGUAGCAGCGUGGUAACACAGAACAAGAACCGUUGACAAGCAUGAGUUGGGUUAUAUAAGGGUAAAAAUCCAGUGGUACUCGCCACCCAGGACCCACAACUUAACGAUAUCCCAAAAGUACGCUCCUUAUCAACUUCAAAAUACUGCCGACAGCGUAUCUCUCUGUUAGGUCAAUGCAACAUGUCAGAGGUGCCGACGCCAAAACGAAUAACGGGAGGGCACGGAGAUAAAGUGAUUGCAGUCGCGUUCUUCAAAGACGGUCGACGGUUCGUCACUGGUUCAUAUGAUAAAACCCUGCGGAUUUGGGACGUCAAGAAGCAAGCAUGUGUAGGAGGGCCAUUCGAGGGACACACCAGAAAAGUGGAAUCAGUUGCCAUAUCGCCAGAUGAAAGGCGAAUUGCGAGUUGUGGAGAUGAUGAGGGUUUCGUCGUCUGGGACAUCGACAGCAAGGAGAAAGUGACAUUCCCGUGCACGGCGAAGGUGUUCUCUGUGUGCUUUUCCCCCGAUGGCAAGAAACUUGCUAGCGGGUCGCGUAACGAGUCGGUUGAUGGAGAUGUUGUUAUAUGGGAUGCGAAGACUCGUGCUAUCCUCGCAACACUGCAAGGCCAUGAUCUUUUGGUGAACUCUGUCGUGUUCAGCCCAGAUGGGCUGAAAUUAGCCUCCGCGUCAUCAGACUGCACCAUCCGGGUUUGGUGUACCGACGAAAACGAACUUCUGUUCAAGAUCCGAAAAGCUCACGUUGAAUCCAUUUCGACUGUGUUGUGGUCACCUGACGGUCAGCAACUUCUCUCCGGAUCAAAUGACAGCACAGUCAAAUUUUGGAACUCGUAUAAUGGCAACCAAAUCGGUCAACCUUGCACCCACUUGGAUACGAGAUGCUGGUUCGACUUGCUCGCCAUCUCUUCCGAUGGCUCUUUCAUUGUCACUGCCUUGUCUGAUACUGUGCGGCUGUGGAGCACCAAGACUCACCAGCAAAUAGGACCGACAUUAAUAUCACAGGGGAGUACCGGCAUCGCAAUUUCUCCCAAUGGAGAACUUCUUGUGAUUGGAGACGACGACGGGAAUGUUUGGUUCCAGCCUAUCAAGGACAUAGUCGUGGAAGGAAGGAUACAGGAUGAAGAAGAAGUGCAGAGACAACGACAACAACUUCUUGCUCUCAGUGGCACGCAGCUGCGCAGUGACGACAACCAAUGUGACUUGUUAGGGGUGCCGACACCAAAACGAGUAAAGAGAGGGCACAAGCUUAAUGUCACUGUGGUCGCGUUCUUCAAAGACGGUCAACGGUUUGUCACUGGUUCACGUGAUAAAACCCUACGAAUCUGGGACGUGGAGAAGAAAAAAUUUGUAGGAGGGCCACUCGUGGGACACAAGGAAGAGGUGCGAUGGGUUACCAUAUCGCCGAACCAAAGGCAAAUUGCGAGCUGUGGAAAAGAUAAAACCAUCAUCCUCUGGGACGCCGCAAGGAGCAAGCAGAACUUGGUAUUCUACUACCUGUUUAUCCUGGACUCGGUGUGCUUUUCCCCCGAUGGCAAGAAACUUGCUAGCGGGUCGCGUGAUAACAAGGUUAUUAUAUGGGAUGCCGAGACUCGCGAUAUGCUAGCAAUACUCGAGGGUCAUAAACACUUUGUAUGGAGUGUUGCAUUCAGCCCAGAUGGGCGAAAAUUAGCCUCUGGGUCAGGGGACAACAUCCGGGUUUGGUGCACCGACAGUAACAAACUUCUGUUCAAGAUCGAUGGUGAUCGCUAUAAUAACAAUGCCAUCCGGAGUGUUGUGUGGUUGCCUGACGGUUUGCAACUUCUCUCCACAUCAUUUAACUGUAUAGUCAGGUUCUGGGACUCGCAUAAUGGCAACCAGAUCGGUCAACCUUGCACCCCCACCGACUACAGGCUGAUCAGCUCGUUCGUCAUCUCUUUCGAUGGCUCUUUCGUUGCUACUGCCGCCGGAGACACUGUGGAUCUGUGGAGCACCAAGACUCGCCAGCAAAUAGCACCGACGUUAAUAUCACAGGGGAUUACUGGUAUCGCAAUUUCUCCCAAUGGAGAACUGCUUGUGAUUGGAGACGACGACGGGAAUGUCUGGUUCCGGUCUAUCAAGGACAUACUCGAUCCUCGUAGCCCUAAGUGGGACAACGCACUGCAAGGCGCAGUCAAGCUUGCAAUGAUUGCUUUCGAGGACGGGCAAUACAUCGAAGCCGCCAAUCAGUUUAACAACACCAUUCCCGCUGUGACCGACAUAGUAUAUCCUAUGACACCUUUCAAACCUAUUUCGACGGCGCUCGGCGGAGACCUACCUUUGUUGUGGAGAACCAUCAACCAGAGACGAUGCGAAGCUUUCCUCCGCACCGAUCGAGUGAUCGAAGCUGUUGAAUCUCAUCAAUAUAUGAUGAGCAUGAUUGAAGAAGCUGCGAAGCCCAGCUGCCUCGAAUGGUCUACCACCUUCAAGCAGGAUUGCAUGGCACGCUGUGUCGCGAAGGGAGAAGAUGCCGCCGCCGCCAGCGAUUACAAGAUGGCCAUUGACAUGUAUUCUGCAGCGAUCGUGCUAGAUUCUUCACGCCACUCCAUCUUUGCGCGAUGCAGUAAGGCAAAAUUGGCACAAAACCUAUAUGCAGAAGCCCUUCAUGACGCGGACAAGGUUAUCGAACUUGACCCUUCAUCUCAUGUUGGGUACGAUCUUAAGCAUGCAGCGCUUCACGGAGCACGACGCUAUGAUGAAGCAGUCAAGGUCUUGCAAAUCAUGCUCUCGAAGUUGGAUGGCUCUCCAGAUGCACAGAUACGAAAGCUGCGUCAGCAAUAUGGCAGUCCAUCAGACGUAGAAUAUGUUGUCCGAAGAGCCAUUCACUCGCAAUUGGAGAAUGCUCCAAUUCGUCUGAUCAACACCUCUACUGGGAAUUUAUGCGACAGACAGGCACAGAUACGUACCUUCAAGACGAGCGCAGAGCAUAAUGAGCUGCUCUAUUCAUCAAUAAUGGAUGCGAACCUCCAAACAAAACACAUCGAAGAAGCAGUAGAGGCGUACUUUCGUUGGGCCAUGUUGUCGCACAGGUGGGAAAGCAAGGAGCCGCUGCUGCACGAUAUCCAGGACACAACCGUGUACGAUUUGGACGAAGUCGGAACCGUGGUGAAGUUACAGACAUUCUGCAAAAUUGCCCGCGAUGCAGGGUAUCAAUGGGCAUGGAGCGAUACAUGCUGUAUCGACCAGAAAAAUAAUGUUGAGCUCCAAGAAUCAGUCAACUCCAUGUUUGUCUGGUAUCACCUCUCAGCGCUCACGAUCGUCUAUUUGUCCGAUGUUUGCCCUCUGUCGAAGUCCGGCACGCUGGCAAAUAGCGUUUGGAAUACGCGAGGAUGGACUGUUCAGGAAUUCCUCGCUCCUCGAAUUCUUCUCUUCUACCAAGCAGAUUGGACCCCAUAUCUCGACGACAUCUCACCCAACCACAAGGAAUCUGUCGUUAUCAUGCAGGAGCUGGAGGAUUCAACAGGCAUAGACGCACAGGCGCUCGUCUCCUUCCGGCCAGGGAUGAGAGAUGCCCGAGAGAAGCUUCAAUGGGCAUCGAGCCGUGUCACCACGUUGCAGGAAGACAUCGCGUACUCAUUGUUUGGGAUGUUCGGCGUCCACCUACCUGUCAUCUACGGAGAGAAGAAACAAAACGCGCUAGGACGACUCUUGCAGGAGAUUAUUGCUCAUUCGGGCGACAUCACUGCCCUGGAUUGGGUGGGGAAAGCAUCCAGCUUCAAUAGUUGUCUUCCAGCCGAUAUUGUCUCAUACAAAGCUCCUCCAUGCACACUACCAUCUCUAUCCGAAGACAAGAUGCAAACGUCGGUCCUUGAGCUGCAACAUGAUGCUGCGGUUGUGAAGUCGGCUUCAAUUAUCUUUACCCGCCUUGACAACCUCAGCGCUCCUCGUUUUUCAAUUGCCCGACUGCAACUACCUUGCAUCGCAUUCCAUAUCAGGGAAGUCAGAAGGAGGCGUGGUGAAGGCUCGGGGACAUGUUUCACUUAUGACGUCAAGGCGGAUGGUCUUCAAGAUUUGGUAAUCCGCACCGAAGACAAACUGAUUCAAUUCUUGCGCACAAAGCACACUACGAGUCGGCAGACAUUCUUCCUCGUCCUUCCAUGGAAUCGUCACAACCUCGGGCUUCCUGACUUUGCAGACGAUACGCAGAGCGUGGACGGGUCUGUGCUCGAAUCUCCGUUGGAAGAUUCAUUCAGUGAAUCUCCUGGAGAAAACGAGCCCGUUGAUUUAGACUCUCAGUCGCGAGAGUUACGGUUGAUCAUUCGCCUCGCGCAGCCUUUCGCCGCACUUUUGCUAGCGCAGCAGCGCGGUGGAGAGUAUAAGAGAAUCGCUUCCGAUCACAAUAUCAUCGCAGAGGCCAAGGACAUAGCUUCUGUUUGUGACGCAAUGGACAUCAGGACGCUAGAGAUAUUGUAGUAGUAUAGUGUGAGCUCUGCAAGUGAAAUUUGCAUUGCUUACAGGAUUAAAAAUCUAUUUUACGAGGCCAACUGGAUAUGCGGAUGAGCGGAACCGGGAAGACAUCCUCUUCAGCCAGCAUAGAGUCAUAAUGUGAUAGGAGAGGGUGCCACAAGAGCGUAAGUGGAUCAGGUUGCUUAGUUCCAUGAGCUCCUCAACUAAAAACUAGGCUCAGGUAGAGUAAUUAUCAGCAGAUGCCGAUGAGAAGGAACGAAGUCCUCUCAGUUGACACUUGGUUGACACGUUGAGUUUGUAGCGGUCACGAGACA
Molecule: messenger RNA, 4753 nt
Organism: Suillus clintonianus
Lineage: Eukaryota; Fungi; Basidiomycota; Agaricomycetes; Boletales; Suillaceae
Product: WD40-repeat-containing domain protein
Exons: 7
Coding region: 201-4445 (1414 amino acids)
Molecular function (GO): protein binding
Source: RefSeq, a predicted model, not a curated record